Serpula lacrymans var. lacrymans S7.9 is the source of this 643-nucleotide messenger RNA. RefSeq lists its product as uncharacterized. NCBI's taxonomy places the organism in Eukaryota, Fungi, Basidiomycota, Agaricomycetes, Boletales, Serpulaceae. The annotation marks the transcript as partial. The record is from RefSeq and is a predicted model, not a curated record. The transcript has a single exon.
GGGUGAAACGAAAGAGAAUGACAGUGCUAGCUGUUCGAUAGCUGAGCCCAAGUUAUCUUUGUUUGGAAAUAUGGGUGGACCGUCUUCUACCUCAACACAAACGUUCAGCAUGUCAUCUAGCAACAAUGCACCUAUUUUGGCAUUUGGACUCAGUUCUAGUUCUGCUGCGACGUCUUUGUUUGGGCAGACUGCGGCUACUCCCGCACCUAAGGAGAGCUCUGCAGCUUCUCAGGAGCCGAAAGAUGCAAAUGUCUUCGCUUCCUCCAAACCAGAGAUUACAAUUUCAUCGCCUUUUUCUUUUGCCCAGGGAAACAAGUCCAGUGAAUCUGCGAUGCAGUCGGUGGCACAACCAGAACUACGGAAGGCCGCUGCGUCUUUUGGGACAACUGCUGUCGAUAAAGCAAAGCCCACUUCACAAAUUGAAACUGUUACCCCAACAUCAGCUUUCAGCUUCGAUCCGUCUGGUAAAGCGGCAGAGGCGCCUAAAAAUGCCUUUUCGUUUGGUCAGCCGACUGCUUCUGUUGCACCGUCUAGUCCAGCUCCUGCCACCGAAGCGCAAAAACCACUAUUUGGAGGCGUGAGUUCAGGUUUCUCCUUCGGUCCACAACCGACCGCGACAACAGUUGCAGAGGAAAAACCGGCC